AUGUCUAACAACGGUAUAAUCCCAAUUGAGAAGCUGUCCAAUAUGAACCCUUACCAACCCAGAUACAUCAACGCCAACAGUCCGCUUCUCGAUCCUUCUUCCCCUCUCUAUGCUGGUCCUUCUGGUUGGUAUCCCGAUGAAUCAGUAUUCACCUCUUCAAGCCCACGAUGGUCCCCGAAUAGUCCAUUGACUACCCCUCCCAGUCCAAGAUGGGCACCUUCGAGUCCUCCAGCUUACAGUACUUCAACCUUGUUGAAUCAUGAGAACGAGUGGCGACCUUCUCCUAAAGAGUAUUCCAUCAUCCGAAAAUACAAUGAAUCGUCGAAUAAGCCGAUGUUCAAGUAUUACGUUCCUCAAAGUAUGCAUACUAAGGAAUUUAUCACUUUACCUCCUUUACGGAGUAUGAUAAAUCACAAGUAUCAGUAUCCUGCAGAGAGGAUACACAAGUUGCAAGAUAGAAACAAAAGAUUGAGAAAGAAAUUGGCCGAAUCAGAGGACAGUUAUGCAUUCUUAUUAGGGGAAGUGAUGCAACUACGAAAAGAAUGUAAAGACAUGGUUAAGGGGAAAAGGAAUGACGAUCAAGUUAUAAAAGAUAUGAGAUAUAGAUUAGUUGAAUUGAAUGUGAUACUCGCUCGGAACGGAAGUAAGAAACGUCUAAAGGACGUAUAUGAGGAUGAGGAUGAGGAUGGACCGAAGAUGGUUGACAGGGAAGAAGUAGAUAGGGAUCGGGAAUAG
Molecule: messenger RNA, 735 nt
Organism: Kwoniella mangroviensis CBS 8507
Lineage: Eukaryota; Fungi; Basidiomycota; Tremellomycetes; Tremellales; Cryptococcaceae
Exons: 1
Coding region: 1-735 (244 amino acids)
Source: RefSeq, a predicted model, not a curated record